AUGAACGGCUCCUGCCCCGAUGACUGGCUGCGUGGGGCCGAGUCCGCCCAGUACGCCUACCUGGGCCUGCUGCUGGCGCUGGGCCUGCUGCUGAACGCCCUGGCGCUCUGGGUGCUGUGCUGCCGCCUGCGCCGCUGGACGGAGACCCGCGUCUACAUGGUCAACCUGGCCUCGGCCGACCUCUGCCUGCUCUGCACCUUGCCCUUCAUGGUCUACUCGCUGACGGGCCGCGCGAGCACAGGGGACACCAUGCUGUGCCAGGUCUCCCAGAGCGUCUACCUGGUCAACAGGUACAUGAGCAUCAGCCUGAUCACAGCCAUCGCCGUGGACCGCUACGUGGCCGUGCGGCACCCCCUGUACGCCCGCAGGCUGCGCUCCCCGCGGCAGGCGGGGGCCGUGUGCGCGGCCCUCUGGGUGCUGGUGGCCGGCUCCCUGGGGCUCCGCUGGGCCCUGAAGGACCGGGAGGGCGGCUUCUGCUUCGGGAACCCCUCCCGGCAGCACCCCAAGACCGUGGUCUUCUCCCUGCUGGGCUUCUACCUGCCGCUGGCCGUGCUGCUGCCCUGCUCCCUGCAGGUGGUGGCCGCCCUGGGCCGCAGGCCGGCCUCCGGGGCGGGCCAGGCGGAGGCCUCCCGCAGGGCCGCCCGCAUGGUCUGGGCCAACCUGGCCGUGUUCGUGGUCUGCUUCCUGCCCUUGCACGUGGUGCUGACGUGGCGCCUGGCCACAGGCCUGAGCAGCUGUGCCAUCGACUCCGCCCUCCUCAUCACCAGCAAGGUCUCGGACGCCAACUGCUGCCUGGACGCCGUGUGCUACUACUACAUGGCCAAGGAGUUCCAGGAGGCGUCCGCCCUGGCCAGCGGCCCCGGCGUCAAGGCCCAGAGGAGCCAGGGCUCUCUGUGUGUGACGGUGGCCUAGGGGACCAGCGUGGGGCGGGGGAGGUGGGGGGCCCGUGGCGC
This is a messenger RNA of Phyllostomus discolor (pale spear-nosed bat), 953 nucleotides long. RefSeq names its product G-protein coupled receptor 35. Gene Ontology annotation, molecular function: G protein-coupled receptor activity. The transcript has a single exon. NCBI's taxonomy places the organism in Eukaryota, Metazoa, Chordata, Mammalia, Chiroptera, Phyllostomidae. The coding region runs from base 1 to 912 and encodes 303 amino acids. Gene Ontology annotation, biological process: positive regulation of Rho protein signal transduction; phospholipase C-activating G protein-coupled receptor signaling pathway. Gene Ontology annotation, cellular component: membrane. The record is from RefSeq and is a predicted model, not a curated record.